Molecule: messenger RNA, 2586 nt
Organism: Talaromyces stipitatus ATCC 10500
Lineage: Eukaryota; Fungi; Ascomycota; Eurotiomycetes; Eurotiales; Trichocomaceae
Product: cleavage and polyadenylation specifity factor, 73 kDa subunit, putative
Exons: 5
Coding region: 1-2586 (861 amino acids)
Biological process (GO): mRNA 3'-end processing by stem-loop binding and cleavage
Cellular component (GO): mRNA cleavage and polyadenylation specificity factor complex
Molecular function (GO): 5'-3' exonuclease activity; RNA binding; RNA endonuclease activity
Source: RefSeq, a predicted model, not a curated record
AUGGCUGCGAAGCGCAAGGCGUCCGCUAUGGCCGCGACCAUAGACGACGAGCCAGUCGAUCCGUCCGAUGAGCUUGCUUUUUACUGCCUCGGAGGAGGGAAUGAAGUCGGCCGCUCAUGCCACAUUAUCCAGUACAAGGGAAAGACUGUUAUGCUCGACGCCGGUAUGCAUCCCGCCAAAGAAGGAUUCGCAGCUUUGCCUUUCUUCGACGAAUUCGAUCUUAGUACCGUCGAUAUACUUUUACUCAGCCAUUUCCACGUCGAUCAUUCAUCCGCACUUCCCUAUGUCCUAAGCAAAACUAAUUUCAAAGGCCGUGUUCUGACAACACACGCGACAAAAGCUAUCUACAAGUGGUUGAUCCAAGACAAUGUGCGAGUCAGCAAUACAUCGUCCUCGUCGGACCAGAGAACAACCCUAUACACAGAACAUGACCAUCUCUCCACUCUUCCCCUCAUUGAGACGAUCGACUUUUAUACCACCCAUACCAUCAACAGUAUACGUGUUACGCCGUACCCUGCUGGACAUGUUCUCGGCGCUGCAAUGUUUCUAGUCUCGAUUGCAGGUCUCAAUAUCCUGUUCACUGGCGACUAUUCUCGAGAGGAAGAUCGACAUUUGAUUCCUGCAGAGGUUCCAAGAGGAAUCAAAAUUGAUGUUCUCAUUACAGAAUCGACAUUCGGUAUAUCGUCAAAUCCACCUCGUUUAGAACGGGAGGCCGCUCUCAUGAAGUCCAUAACUGGUAUACUCAAUCGCGGCGGUAGGGUCCUGAUGCCUGUAUUCGCCCUCGGUCGUGCGCAAGAACUUCUUUUGAUUUUGGAAGAAUAUUGGGAGCGACAUCCCGAGUACCAAAAAGUUCCCAUUUACUAUAUCGGAAAUAUGGCACGUCGAUGUAUGGUCGUCUACCAAACUUAUAUCGGGGCCAUGAAUGACAAUAUUAAACGUCUUUUCCGACAGAGGAUGGCCGAGGCAGAGGCUAGUGGAAAUAAGAAUGUUGCAGCAGGACCCUGGGAUUUCCGAUACGUUCGCAGCUUGAGAAGUCUUGAACGCUUUGAUGAUAUAGGUAGUUGCGUUAUGCUCGCCUCGCCAGGUAUGUUACAGACUGGUACUAGCAGGGAACUCCUCGAGCGAUGGGCUCCGAGUGAACGAAAUGGAGUAGUCAUGACUGGUUACAGCGUCGAGGGAACUAUGGCCAAACAGUUACUUAACGAACCAGAGCAGAUUCCAGCGACUAUGUCAAAGUCUGCAGCUGGUCCUGGCAGUCGUGCCAAUCCCAUGGCGGAUGAAGACCAGAAAGUCAUGAUACCGAGACGUUGCACAAUUGAUGAGAUCAGCUUCGCAGCACAUGUGGAUGGUGUCGAGAACAGGAACUUCAUUGAACAAGUGGCAGCACCGGUUGUGAUUCUCGUACACGGCGAGAAACAUCAAAUGAUGCGUCUCAAAUCUAAACUACUUAGUUUGAACGCCGAGAAGACGAACAAAGUAAAAGUUUACACGCCUGCCAACUGCGAAGAGAUCCGAAUUCCGUUCAGAAAAGACAAAAUCGCCAAAGUCGUGGGCAAAUUGGCAGAGGAGGCACAACCAACAGAAAUUGAAGGCGGCAAACUUAUGGCGGGAGUCCUUGUGCAAAACGGAUUUGAUCUGUCGUUGAUGGCUCCAGAGGAUUUGCGUGAAUACGCUGGUCUGACGACGACGACGAUUACAUGCAAACAACUGUUAACAUUGAGUUCCGCAAGUAUGGAUCUGAUCAAGUGGGCAUUAGAAAGCGCCUUUGGUGUUAUUGAGAGAAUUGGUUCCAGCGAAGACAAGCCACUUAAAAAAGAGAAUGGAGCAUACGAAGCAGCCGACGAAGAAAUUGAAUAUGCGCAAGAUGAAAUGUAUCUGGUGAUGGGAAGUGUAAUUGUGCGUUACCUGGCCCGCACGCGAGAGAUUGAACUCGAAUGGGAGGGAAACAUGAUGAAUGACGGUGUUGCUGAUGCAGUCAUGGCAGUCCUCAUGACUGUCGAGAGCAGUCCGGCAUCUGUAAAACAAUCCUGCAAGAAUAAACACCAUCACCACGAGCACAAAGAUGAACCAGAAGAGAAACACAUCCCAACCCAGGGUGGAAUGAGUUCUCACGAACGCUUCGCUCAACUUCUCAUGAUUCUCGAAGCCCAAUUCGGCGAAACCAUGAUCCCAAUCGAAAAACCACGUCUUCAAUCCUCGAAAUCAUCGACUCAAAAUGGUACUACCACAGCAUCAGCCGAUAAGAAUACUGCAGAGGAUGAAGAAGAAGAACUCUCCGAAGGAGAACUCGCCGAAGCCGAAGCCGACGAAUUAUCUCGCUUACACGGCCUCGGUAUCCCAUUCCCGGGUGUAGAAAUCAAAAUCGAUAAACAUGUUGCGCGCGUAUGGCUGGAAGAUCUAGAGGUUGAUUGUUCGUAUACCGUGCUUAGGGAUCGUGUUAGGGUUGUACUUGAGCGCGCAGUUGAGACUGUUGCGAGUAUGUGGACUGAGGAAUUUGGUGGGCGGAGUAAACUUAUAACAACGAAUGGACACGGGGCUGGAGAGAAGAAGUUGUUUGAGAAGAAGUUGGCUAUGAUUGAGGCGUGA